This is a messenger RNA of Durio zibethinus, 2121 nucleotides long. The record is from RefSeq and is a predicted model, not a curated record. NCBI's taxonomy places the organism in Eukaryota, Viridiplantae, Streptophyta, Magnoliopsida, Malvales, Malvaceae.
GUGGGGUAAGGCCUAUGAAUUCUGAUGCAGACAUGGAUAUGCCAAUCAGAUCGCCAGGUCGAGGCACUGGGAGUGUCUAACGGUGAUGUACCAUAAAAAAAAAAAAAUCAAUCAACUAAACCAAAGACUGUUGAAUUAUAAUGGGUACAGCGCAGUGAAGUCUACGUUUUUAGAUUGAAAGAUGAUUCCGAUUGUCAUGGAUGGAUUUACAGCACAGAUCUCAUUGCUCAGUGCUCACCACCUAUAAUGACUGAAAUGAGGACUUUUUAUUAUAGGGCUGAAAGCCUGAAAUCAUAAACUGUCGCUGAAUUAUUGCUCUAUGGGCCUGGUAGUUUGUUAUGGGCUCUAAGUUCUAUACAAAUAUAAGAAGUUCAAAAUAUUACGGUUUUGGCGAAAUCUUUUUUAAUCUGUUUUAGGCAAAAAUUCACUCUGGCAGUCCACUAUCCGCCAAUAACCAGUUUUCUUCCAAACUGUCGAGACACAGAGAUGACCUUGCAGCUAUCAGGACUGUGAUUACCCUGUCCUAACAUCCUAACAACCCCACUCACUUUGUUCAGCGCCGAACCUCUCCAGACCCAAUCCCCAAACUUUCUCCAACAAAAACAUCUCUCACAGCCACCGCUUCUCUCUGCUCUCAUCUCACCAUCCAGGCAAGCUCUUAUUUAUCCCCAACUCUUAAUCCAUGAUUUCGUGUUUUCAGUUUCUUUGUAAGAUUAUAUUAUUCCAAUCCCAACUCAAUGACAAAAUGUUGCAGAUUAUCGGUGGAAAAACUCCAUCGUGUCGUGAAAAUGGCAGUGUCACUGUCGAUGGCUCGGUUGAAGAUGAAAUUGAUUGGGAUGAAAUGAAUGCUCAUCUUUACUACUGGACCAGGCAACUCGGUCCAGUCCAGAUAUGGGGUGUUUUGGCAAAUGGUAUGGUGGUACCCUGGUCAUAUUGCAAAAACAGAAAAAGAACUAAAAGAGCAAUUCAAGUUGAUGGAUGUUGUUAUGGAAGUACGAGAUGCUAGAAUUCCUUUGUCUACUACUCACCCUCAGAUGGAUUUAUGGCUUGGUAAUCGAAAGAAGGGUUUAGUUUUAAACAGAGAAGACAUGAUAUCCACUGCUGAUAGGAAUGCUUGGGCAAUAUAUUUCUCAAGGCAAGGGACAAAGGUUGUCUUCUCGAAUGGGCAACUUGGAAUGGGGACUAUGAAGCUAGGUCGGUUGGCAAAGUCUUUAGCAGCAGGUGUAAAUGUUAAACGCAAAGCCAAAGGACUCCUUCCUUGUCUGGUGGCUUUUGCGGCAAUUUUAGCAUGCCUGUUUUUUCAUUCUUGAGUAGUGUCUUAGCUUCUGUGAUUCACUGCAUUUUGCAAGUUUUCUCUGUUGUUUAUUUGUGUUUCUAAACUUUUUUUUGUAAGUAGUGAUCGGGAUGUUUACAAGUUUUAUAUUUCUAAAUACAGACAGGUGGGCUCACUUUGGGAAAUAUCUUGAGUUGCUCGACUCUCCAGUAACACUCCCAAUGCGAAUUAGUGAUCACGCAGCUGCAAUAAAGCUUGCCAUAUGUGAUGACAUUGGAGAGAGGUCCUAUGACGUUGCUGAUGUUGCAGCUAUUCUUGUGCAGAUGUUAGCAAAGCUUCCAACAGUAGGGAUGUAGUUACAUAAUGUUUUGUUCAUUCAGUGGCUUUUCUUUUCCUUGUUUGUCAAGAAAGCACUCUAGUUUCAUAGCCAGGGCUUUUGUUUCAAGCUGAAAUUUACUAAAAAUUUCAGUUUGCAUCACAAAUUGCAAAGAAAUAAACUGAAAUACUGGUUGUUAUUGGCGUCUUUUAUGUUAGUGAACGAGACUUGAUAAUAACUUUUGUGGUAUAAUUAUUCUAAUUAAAAGUAUGGAUUGCGAGAACAAAGAACUAAUAAUUUUUGAGAAAAUUAUUUUUCUUUCUUUUUUGUUUGAUCAAGAUGGUAUAAUGAGACCAUUAGAUAUAUGGGACUUUAAAUAGCUGUGGGAACCUGAAGUGAUGAAGUUAGUGGAUAACAGAGAUUCAAAAUGGGGAAAGGGUAUCUCAAUAGGGCCAUUUCACGAAGCGACGACUACUUUUCCUUGUUUAUUUUUGCAGGAGGAAUAUAACGGAUGCAUUUUGUAAAUUUUUCC